Molecule: messenger RNA, 4446 nt
Organism: Neoarthrinium moseri
Lineage: Eukaryota; Fungi; Ascomycota; Sordariomycetes; Amphisphaeriales; Apiosporaceae
Exons: 3
Coding region: 1-4446 (1481 amino acids)
Source: RefSeq, a predicted model, not a curated record
AUGACUGAGGUCGUGCCCGCCGACCGCACGCGACUCCUUCAAUCAAAGCGGGAUGAAUGCAGGUCAAUUGCCACGUCGCGGAAACGCAAGUUGAAGGAGCUGUUUGCGGUCGCAACCACUGCAGAUGGCCUCCCAAAUUUCAAUCUCGCAAUCACCGACGCGUCGCCCGCCAACACCGCCGAAAUCAAGUUUCUUGAGGGGUGCGACAUCUUACAGGGACGCAGACUUAAUGAAUUGAACAUUCCGCCGCGGCCCCGGCUUCGAUCUGAUGCCUUCAAGCUAUCUCACUCCGGCGGGCAGUCUUCGGUCAACAAAAAUGCGACAACACCGUCUGCAAAGCCCGUGGUGCGCGAUGCAUCGAAGCCUACGAAGCCAGCACCACCCGCAGAAAAGCACAACGCGCCUAUAGAGGUUCAGCAAACACCAGUUUCGAUUCCACCGCCAAAGACCGAAGCGCCUGCAACUCCGAAACCAACCACCACAGCAUCCGACGCUAUCAUUCAACAGCCUCAACCUACGGAUGUCUCGGAUGGUUCGACGCGUCCAGCGCCGCAACAGUCAGGAACUCGGGAAGCCCCAGGCCAACCGCAAGGUGUCAGGCAAAAUGGAGACCUUGUGCAGCCUGAGAACUCGGCACCUCCAGUCGCUUCGCAGAUAAACGUGCGUCCUCGGCCUGCCCAGCCUACACCUGCUGUAACUGCACCCGUGCCUGCAGCCAGUACUAUCGAAAUAGGGCAGCCGAGGAUCGAUGGGUCUCAAAAGACGGAGAAGGAAGCCGCACGCGCAGAGGGUGAGCCCGAGUCUCAGAGAAUGGAAGUGGAUGAAGUGCAUAGUUCACAGGUCAACGGUGGCCUGUCCAUCAACGCUGCCCAAGACUCACGACCGGUAGAUACUCUGUCAUCGCCCAGUUCUACUGCUCAAACGGCCACUACGCCAGCUGUACUGGAAACAUCAACCACAACGAGCCCCGAUCGUGACGGCCUGCGGGUGGAAGAGAGGCCAGGAGACGUGAAACUCAGUAGUCAGCCACAGCGCAAAGAACCUCCUGCAGAGGAGGUUGCAAGCCUGACUUCCACCUCCAAGGAGGUAGAGGCACAACUCCUCCGCGAUUCAGCCAGUGCCGCAAAUACCCAACCCUCCACCGUUGGUUCUCCGGCAUUGCCUCGACCCGCCAAGCCGAACGGCGAGAAGCCGCAUCUACCUGACGUUCCGCCGCCAGCGAAGGCGACUCUACCGACCGCCAACUCCACUGCUGCUCCAAAGGCCGAAAUAGCUGCGACUGCUUCUGCAACGCCAGCCCCUAAACCUCAACCUGAGGCAGGCGCCGGGCAAAAGACUGUGGACAACGCCAACCGAGUACCCUCGGAUGGGCCCAAGGUCUCUACACCCGUGGUUGCAGAGAGAGCUCGCACGCGAGUAUCCACGGGAACCAUCAGGCAGAAGUCGGUCGCAGAGAUACUUUCGGGCGAACCUCCAAAGGGUUUGUCGGUACCCACUCAGUCUGAGGCUGACCCAAGUUCUCUGAUACCUAUCACUCCAACCUCGCAGUCUCCGAGACCGCGAGGGCGUAGUUUCACCGAUAAGUCCAGAUUAAAGGAGAAGAGCAGGUUAUCUGGUGUGAUCUUUGGCAAGCAACCCCAAGCAGCUACUGAUUCAGAUAAGUCUGUGAUUUCGAGUCGCCCCAAGUCCGCCGGCGCUCUGCCUACAGAUGAUUACUUCACGCCUCUUUUCAUCCAGGGGUUCUCCAAUGGAACAAAAUGGAUGAAGCCAUUGCAUCAGAUAUUGCACCACGCACAUAAGACAGUUUCAACACCCGAUGCCUACAUGCAGAUUCAAGAAAACCAGGCUUGCAAGGUGCUCAAAGUUGUCUAUGGUCUCCAACAGCACGACAAGUGGUCCUUGAGGCAACCCAAAAGAUGCCCCGAACCGACGAGACAAGCCUCUCACUGGGACGUGAUGUUGCAAGAAAUGAAAUGGAUGAGAACCGAUUUUCGUCAAGAACGGAAGUGGAAAUCGACAAUUGCCCGGAAUCUAGCGUACGCAUGCGCCGAGUGGGUAGCCUACCCUGAAGAACGGGCAGAGCUGCAGGUGAAUGCUGUCAUUCCACAAAAUCCUCCCCGGGGACGAUGGCUCGAUGGGGACGUAGUGUUUGACCGGGACGUCGACAUGGAAGUCGAUGAGGUACAUGCACCGGAGAAUCAUGCAACUCCAGAUCUGAUUUCUUCAGCGGACACCGACUCGCCCUUAGAACAUGACGAUGAGCCUUCGGACGCUUUCCUGGACACGGUGGCGCCUUCGGCCAUCUUCACACUGGACCCAGACGAAGUGGUAUUUGGGCUCAAUCCUUCUCCAAACACAGAUAGAUUGCUAGACGAGUUGCCACUCUAUGGAUCUCCACUGAAAGUGCCGGAGUCGGAUGUCGUUGCACCCAAGUACGAUCCUGAUGCUCAUUGGAAGCGGGAAGCCUUGCCUUUGAGCAAAUAUGUGCAAGGCCGCAUGGAGCUGGUAUCGAACGAGCCACCGAGGAAGCGGAGUCGUUACCAGUAUCUCCAAGAGGACGAGGACGAGGAAGCACUGUUUGAUCAGCCAAGCACCCCAUUCCGACUUGGACCUCAGAACCCGAACGUAGCGUUGUUCCAACCCGAGAACAAACCCAUGCGAGACAGGCUGCAUGCCGGUCAUCAAUUCCGACCGCCAAAUGAGCAUACCAUGCCGUUCCAGAGUUUCUACGAAUCGCGUAGCUGUUCUCAGUGGACGGUGGGUGAAGACGACGAGCUGAAGUCGCUGGUUCGCGAGUUUUCGUAUAACUGGUCUUUGAUUUCCAGUAUGCUUUCUAGCAAAUCAUCGUUUGCAUCAGGCGCGGAGAGGCGGACGCCCUGGGAAUGCUUUGAGCGGUGGGUCAUGCUCGAGGGUUUACCGCACGACAUGCAAAAGACCCAGUACUUCAAGCUGUGGCAGAACCGCAUCGACUCUGCUCAGGCAAUUAUCCGCCAGCAAAAUGCGAAUGCUUUGACCCAACAAGCGCAGCAACAACAGCAAGCCGGUCAGACUGCACCUACGCCUGCACCGGCGACACCUAUCGUUCGCCGGCGGUUGUCACUGCCGGUCAAGGUCGAACGCCGCCGUAACCAGAAGCAUCUCACAAUGAUCGAUGCCAUGAGAAAGCUGGCCAAGAAACGAGAGACACACCUCCAGAAACAGCAACACGCUGCCAACCUCGCGCAGAUGCGGAAACAACAAGAGCAACCGCAGCCAAGAGUCGGCUCUAUCAAGACACCACGGGAAUACUCCAUCAUGCGUUGGGAGCGGGAUCAAGCGAUGGCGGAGAAACUGGCGGAGCGGAUGGCACAGCACCAGCAACAGCGCAUGGAAGCACAGCGCCGAGUACGAGCUACCACUAAUGGAUCGUCAAGCAAUGCUAACCCUCAGACGCAGGCCGUGAUGCAAGCCAGAGCGCAGCAAGGCCCAGCUGCCCAAAUGGCCAACGGACAGAACACACCGAUGCCGCAAAACGCCCCGCAGAUGGGAGCUACCCAUCCUCUCGCUGGUGUCAACCGUGUCAACGCCGCCAACCAGAUGGCAAUGAAUGGACAAGCCCGACCGCGGGUACCGAUGCAGGGAACGCCAAACGGCAACGCGGCUCAGGGCCACGUUGCCGGUGGCCUAGUCCCGCCUAUGACGGUAAACAACAGCGGCCAAGUGCAGAUGCCCGUAGUCAACGGACAAGCAAGGAUGACGAUACCCACGCAACCCGACCUCAACCUUGUCAUACAGGCGCAGCGUAUCUCGGAGCAACAGCGCCAGGCGGUGCAGAUGAGGCAAGCACAGCAACAACAGACGCAUACACCGCAGCAAGGCAGCCCGGCUCUCCAGACGUCCCCGCCAGCUGCCAUGCGAGCAGCAGCCGUGGCCAAUGGGGUCAACCAGAAGAGCUACAUGAACAACGCGCAAGCCAUCAUGGCUCAGUUCAACGGGGCAUCGAAUUCUGGAGGGCUGUCUACUCCACCUGCCGCAGGACUCAACAUGCCUGCGGGUCAGUCUGGGUCGCCCAGACCAAACCCAACCAUGACUCCCCAGAUCCACCAGACAUUUGUUUCGCAGCUACAGAGCAUUGAAAGUCACAUUCGAGCAACACAUCCGAAUACGCCGCAAGACGUAGUGCGUCAAAUGGCGACCCAGCUGCUCCAGAACCGUCAAAAUAAUCUGGCGCAGUCUGCAAUGAACGCGGCAGCGGGAGGGCAGGCCCAGACAGCGAUAGCCCAUGGUCCUCACCAAUACGCCCAGUUGCUAAGAGCACAGCAGCAAGCCCAGGCUCAAGCUGCGGCCAGCGCCCAAGCCCAACAGCAGCAGCAAGCCCAACAGCAGCAGCACCAACAGCAACAGCAACAUCAACGUAACUCGAGUGCUGGCAGUGCGACGCCACCCGUGCCGACAAUGCCAAAGUGA